Molecule: messenger RNA, 4047 nt
Organism: Leucoraja erinaceus (little skate)
Lineage: Eukaryota; Metazoa; Chordata; Chondrichthyes; Rajiformes; Rajidae
Product: dixin-like
Exons: 5
Coding region: 1166-1807 (213 amino acids)
Biological process (GO): canonical Wnt signaling pathway
Cellular component (GO): cytosol
Molecular function (GO): protein binding
Source: RefSeq, a predicted model, not a curated record
GAGGACUAGGGGGACUCGGCCCUUGUUGCGAGUGGGGGGAUAGGGAGAGAGAGCAGUGUUGCGGGGUAUGGAAGAGACCCUGGUGCGAGCCUCAUUUAUGGUGGAGGAGGGGAACCCCCGUUCCCUGAAUAAUGAGGACAUUUCAGAUGUCCUGGUGUGGAACGCCUCAUCCGUGGAGCAGAUGCGGCGUAGACGGAGGAAUUGGGAGUAGGGGAUGGAGUCCUUACAGGAAGCAGGGUGGGAAGAAGUGUAGUCCAGAUAGCCAUGGGAGUCAGUGGGUUUAUAGUUUAUAAGGUUUAGAGGGAUAUGGGCCAAACAUGGGCAUAUGGGACUAGUGUUGAUGCGGUAUCUUGGUCAACAUGGACAAAUUGGGCUGAAGGGCCUGUUUUCAUGCUGUAUGACACUGAAGAAGGGUCUUGACCCGAAACGUCACCCUUUCCUUCUCUCCAGAGAUGCUGCAGGUCCCGCUGAGUUACUCCAGCAUUUUGUGUCUUGACUCUAUGAAUCUUUGACAAUCCUUCAUUGGUCCUUAGCUUCCAAAUGCAGAUAAAUUCUGUCUCGCAGAAUACUUUUCUUGCCUGCAAUUUCAAUCAUUUUCCCAUCACUGAUUUAAAUAAAUAAUAAAAUAAACAAAUAAAUAAAUAAAUAAGGCUCACUAGAUGGUAGUUCCUUGACAUUUCCUUGCUGCCCUUCUUAAAUAAAGGCACAACAUAAGCUAUUAAUGCGAAGUUCAGGUUGUAGCCUGAUUAGAAGUCAACAUUGCUAACAUCCUGGAAUACUAAUAAUGGUGGUCUGGGAGCUGAUAAGAGAUAUUAUGCAGAUAAUCGGGUUUCUGGCAGUAACAGUAAUGGAUUUGAUCUAAAUCAAGAAAGGUAUGGAUGCUACAAAAGCAGAGCAAAGCAGUUAUGGGUUUGAGAUUGGUAGUUGCAUUGGCGCUUUCUGUGAAGUUUGUUACUACAGUAAUAAAAUCUAUAACAAUAAUGAAAGAGAAUUCAUAUAGUCAAAACAAAAUAGUGUUAAUUCCUUGAUUUUACAAAUGUGCAAUGUAUUCAUUUUAAAAUUUAAGUUUCUUAAAGUAUUUUUCUCCUCAAUUUAGUGUUGAAAAUACUUUGGGCAGUCGGUUCCAUCAGGCAUCUGCCAAUCUGGUACCACAAACUAAAGAAUUAUGAGCACACCUGAAAGGUUCUCUCAACAGUUGCAGUCCUAUGUGGUGUGGGUCAACUCCCAAUUGAAGAAAAAGCCUGGACUGAAUCCAGUGCAAGACUUACGGCAAGACCUGCGUGAUGGAGUGGUGUUGACACAUCUUGUGGAGAUCGUGGCGGGUGAACGACUCAGUGAUGUUUGCCUCAACCCCCGCAGCCAGAAGGAAAUGAAGGACAAUGUGGAGAAAGUACUCCAGUUCAUAGCCUCCAAGAAGAUCCGUAUGCACCAGACUUCAGCUCGUGACAUCGUUGAAGGGAACUUGAAAUGUGUGAUGCGACUGAUCCUGUCUCUGGCAGCUCACUUCAAACCAUCUGGUGUUAGAUCAGCAAGCCAAAGGUCAGCAGCAGCCCUGGGGAGCAAUACCACUGUUCCACUGGACAAUCACCGGCCGCUGUCUGCGACGGCCAUGGUACAGAACGCCGCCGCCGCUCUCGCUGAGGCCCGCCACGAUGUUUCACGCUCUGGUCGGGAGGUAUUCCGCUACAAGCAGGAGAUUCCCAGCUGUGACGAGGAAAUGAACAGUCGUUCCUGGAGCGUUCGAGCAAUGGUGAAACAGUACGAGGGCCAGCAGAUACCUGUAUCACCACCACUCUCACCAAGGUAAUCGAUGUACUGCUUUCUUAGUUUCACUCUAGGAGCUUGGCUCCUUCCAUUUCUGCUUGUGUAUGGAUACAGUUAAAUGUGCUAAUCAUUCCAUUGUGCAACUUGCAGGAAUCUCAAUGUAUUAUGAAACUGGUCAGUAAAAAAUUGUUUUUCAUAUUUGGUUUUGUUUUUAACAUACAUGUUGUGAAGAAUCAUUUUUAAUAGGUGGAACUUUGCAUACAAUUUAAACUGACACAAGCGCCUGAAGUUUGACGGUGAGAUAAAAAUAUUAGGUGGCCAGUAACACCGUGGCAUCAGAAACUGUUGAGAGUGAUUCUCUUUUCUCCUGCUCCAGGAAAUUGAUUUCUGCGUGUAUUGCGUGCAGCUGUCUAAACUUUGACAUUAACCUGAAACAUUCCCAUAACACUGUUGAAGUGUUGGGGGAAUUGCGUACUUCAUAUCAGACAAUAUUUAUCCCUCAGCUACAUUUCAAAUGUAGAUGAUCUAGUCACUUAUCCUGUAGCUGUUUGCGUGACAUUCAAUAUAUUGAUGGUGUUAUUGCACUUCGCAGGGUUGCAAUGGUGUCAGAGUCAUAGAGUGAUACUGCGUGGAAACAGGCUCUUCGGCCCAACUUGCCCACACCGGCCAACAUGUCCCAGUUACUCUAGUCCACAUUUGCCCCAUAUCACUCCAAUAUAUACAUUGCCCUCCAUAAUUGGAGAUAGGUUAUAUUACUUAUCAAUCAAUGUAGUGUUUUAUUUCACCCAUUUUGUCCCUUAUCUCAUGUUGCUAUGGCCAACUCAUUCCGUAAACUGAUCCUCUGAUUUUUGACUCAGACCUCGCUGAACAUUGGCGGAUUUUUUAAUGCAAUUUCAACUUUUACAUUUGUGCUGAUCAUCGCAACUAGACCACUGUGUCUCUCUCCUUCUCAACAUCGCUGACCCAGAAGUUAUUAAACAAGCAGAGCAUUUCGACCUUGCUCCUGCAGUUCUGGUUCACAACAAUCAGAUCGUGGUACCUGCUGAAACUAGAGAUGAUCCCACUUCUGACACCAUGUUGAGUAAAUCACACAUACUCACGGAUCUGGUACAACAGUAUAAAAGCUCGUACAAUAGCCGGCGUGCCAAUUUGCCGUACACAGUGCCCCCGCACGCCGCAUGCAGAUAAUGGCAGUCAGUUCACUAGCCAGUGUUUUAAAAACUUUGCCCAACGAUGGGAUUUUCGCCACAUCACCAGCAGUCCAGAAUUCCCACAAUCAAAUGGACUUGCAGAAAGGGCUGUCAUGAGCGGCAAACAAUUAAUGGAGCGCUCAUAUCUUGCUAAAUCCGAUAUCUACCUGGACCUGUUCAACCUGACAAUGUGCACUUUAACCACAUGUGAUUUUGUUUCUAUUACAAAUCUCAAAUUGUGGAGUAGAGAGGCAAAUAAAUAAAUGAUGGGUCUUUGUCCCAAACAUUAUGGAGUGCACUGUAUGUCCUAUCCAUGUAAUUGUGUAAUCCAUGGUGGACCAUGUAAUCCAUAAUAACCAGACUUUAGAAGUUAGCUAUGAAGCUAUGAAAAUAACUAUGAAGUACUACCAUCGUCUCGGCAUUGUGAAUUAUAAAGCAGCAAGCUUUUUUUUCUUGAUAUCCAUGUGUCGAUUUACUUCCAGCAUUAGUACCUCAAUAUUGAUCAAAGAUGCAGAAAUCAGCUGACCUAUUUAUCUAACCCCACCUCCCUUAAUCUGGAGCAGUGGUGCUGAAUGUAGCAGUUGUGUUGUAGAUGGGAUAGUGGAACCUGCUACAUCCUGGUAUGUUUGCCUUGGAUAACGUGUGAUAAACUCACUGAAUCGUUUGUGGAAUUGCAUCGCACAUCGAACUAUUGUAACUCUGAAGCCAAACUCUAGCCUAGAUUUAGUGUAUCUGAUUCGUAAAUAAAAUCAUAGUGAUUACAUACUAUGCUAUUUUUGGUGUUACGUUUAGUAAAGUCUAUCUCCAAACACAUGUUUGAGGCUUGUAAAAGUUAUAUAUAGAGGUAAUUAGAAGUUGGGCAGAACAGUCAAAUGCAGAAAUAUAUAAUUAAAUCUUCUGACGGGUGAAUUUUGCUAAAAUAACUAGGUCCUCUUGAUUUAAAUUUUCGUUUUGAGGUUGCACAUGGUCUGACCUGAUGUAACAGUUUUUGGAGGGAAUCAUGGUGGAGGGUGGGGAGCAGGGACGUGCGGUCAGGGAAGGCAGAGCCUCACCUGUCAUACUCCCAAUGAAAAUAGCUGUUAAGAAAAGUAAA